Molecule: messenger RNA, 1755 nt
Organism: Acromyrmex echinatior (Panamanian leafcutter ant)
Lineage: Eukaryota; Metazoa; Arthropoda; Insecta; Hymenoptera; Formicidae
Product: acyl-CoA Delta-9 desaturase
Biological process (GO): unsaturated fatty acid biosynthetic process
Cellular component (GO): endoplasmic reticulum membrane
Molecular function (GO): iron ion binding; stearoyl-CoA 9-desaturase activity
Source: RefSeq, a predicted model, not a curated record
UAAUAUUUCUUUGAUCUUUCAUUGUCCAUCCGAAAAUUCGAAGAUCCAGAUGAAUAUUCAAUUUUAAAUUAUUUAUUAGACGGUAAAUGGAAGGGAUCUCCCCUCUCUAAAAAAUGUUGAUUUAACAGGAACUUAUUAGUCAAGUACGCAGUAGUUUGUCACUCGUGUUUCAUGCAGCGACUGAAAGUUAAGCGUAUGACAUCAAUUGGACAAUGCAAGAGAUAUAACGUAAAGGCAUUUUUUUUAUUGUGCAAAUGCUAUUUAUGCAGUUGAACCAUUUAUAAAACGUACUAGUACCUCAGUCUGUCAUACAGCGUUGCAAGCAUCGUAUGUCACCGAAGAUAUCAAAUAGCACGUACACGUGAAGCAGAUUUUUUGAAUUUUCAAUCGGAUAAUUCAAAAACAAAAAUGGUGCCAAAUAUUUUAAGUACAGAUUCAAAAACACUCACGGAGAAAGAUUUACAAAAUGAGGAAUCUUCGAUUACUACAAAGACGAUAGAUGAAAAUAACGAGCAAAACAGAAGCGAGAAUUAUACAAGAAGUGAAGGCAAGUUCAAGUGGGAGCUGAAAUGGAUGAACAUCCUGUAUAUUAGUUUUCUCCACUUAUGCUUCGUAUAUGCCUGUUUUACUUUUAACUUUUUCGAAAAUCUGAUGACGACUGCUUGGAUAUAUGGCAUGAUAAUAAUAGGAGGCUUUGGCGUCACCGGCGGUGUUCAUCGUUUUUGGACCCAUCGAUCUUAUAAAGCAAAAUGGCAGCUUAGAAUUAUACUUGCCGUCUGCUUUGCUGCUGCUAACAUGAAUAACAUAUUCGAAUGGGUGCGAGAUCAUCGGGUGCAUCACAAAUAUACUGAUACGGAUGCGGAUCCGCAUAACAGUAACCGAGGAUUCUUUUUUUCCCAUGUGGGUUGGUUGAUGAUGAAGAAACAUCCGGAUGUGAUCCGAAAGGGUUAUGAGAUCGACAUGAGCGAUGUAUUGGCUGAUCCUAUUGCUGUAUUUGCUAUCAAAUAUUCUAUGAUAUUAAAAUUUAUAUUCGCUUUCCUGCUUCCGGUGAUGUUGCCUGUGUAUGCAUGGAAUGAGACUUGGUAUAGAGCUUUCGUGUCACAGAUUUUUAUUCGUUCUAUUUUGACUUUAAAUUUCACAUGGAGCGUCAACAGUGUGGCUCAUAUCUGGGGCUCAAGACCAUUUGAUGCGCAUAUAAAUCCAACAGAAAACCUAUUCGUUAACUGUGCUACGGUAGGUGAAGGAUCGCAUAAUUAUCAUCAUGUUUUCCCGUGGGACUAUAAGGGUGCCGAGUAUAACAGUUUCCUAACCACAAAGCUCAUUAAUUUCUUUGCGAAAAUCGGCUGGGCAUACGAUCUCAAAGAACCGUCGAAAAAGCUUAUAAAAAUCGUUACGAUGAAUAGAGGUGAUGGAAGUCAUUCUUUGUGGGAAGCUGUGCCAUAUUCAGCUAAUAAAAUUGAAUAAUAAAAAUAACAAUUGUCUCAUGAUAGCGAGCUUUUUGGAUCAGUUAACAACAAAUGUACGCGAUCAAGAAUUUACUUACUUAAGAUAAUUUAUUAAGUUAAUAAUGUUGUUAUAAUAUUAUAAUAUAAUAAUGUUAAAAUAUAAACUUGGUUUUUAGAUUUCCCAAUAGCACAUGUUGGUUUUAUGUAUGUUUCCUAAACGCUUGUAAAACAUAUGUUCAGGAGAGAGAGAGAAACGUCUAUAAAAUGUAUAUGAACCAAUAAGUGCUACUUGGGUUUAAUAUUUCAGUAG